CCACAACUCGCCUCGGGCGCCGUGGAUACCUUUGUGACGACGCUCCUCGGGAGCGAUCGAACCGUUGCAGAUAAAAAUUUGGUCGCCCUCAUGGAUCCAGGCCACGAGAACCGUAUCAGAAGUCCCUCAGCGGGGCAAAUGUUUGGGUCCUUCAACUCGCCUUCAGCGCUGCAAACGAACGGCAAGGCCUCGCCAGAGUCGCAACCAACAAGGAAGCGGAAACACGCUGGCGACCAUGAUGGUGAUCCCGGGCAUGCGCACUACCAGGAUUCGGGAGCAAACAGCUACUCGCAAUCGAAUCCGGAUCUGGACUCUUACAUCAAGUCGAAGCGCAAGCCGCGUGAAAAGAAAGCCUGCCAGGUGUGCAGGAAACGCAAAGUUGCAUGCGAUCAGCAGCAGCCGUGUCUUAAUUGCAUCGAGCGACGGUAUCCGGAGCUGUGCAUCUAUGAGAAUAGCACAGAGCACGUGCCCAACCGGUCUGAUAUAGGCACUUCUACUGCGACACAUCAAGGAGCCCACAGAGAGGUCGCAAGAAACGCCUCGUUACUGACGCCCGCGGAAACAUCGUUGGGCUUCUCGCCAGAGAAGCUGAUGGGUGACACGGUGACAAUGCCGAGAGAUUCGUUCGAGAAGUUGAUGGCCAAACUGGAGCACUUUCAGCGAAGCACCAGCGAUCUGAAUGCGGAGAUCAGGGGUCUGAUCAAUGUCGCAUCGGUAUCCAGUACUGAUCUUCGACAAGAGAGCGGUGCGUCGGGUCCCUCUCAUUUCAACGGAAACGCAUUGUCGGCAGGCAACGCCAAGGAAGACUCGAAUCUGCUACUCUUUGACGGGAUCCAUUCCAAAAAUGAGCUCACGGGACAAACGGUCCACGUUGGAGGGAAUUCGGUUCCCGCCUUCGUGAUGCAAUACAGUUCUCAGCUUGAGGAUCUUCUGGGUACCAACGUCUUGCCAGCCUUUGGGCUCGAAAACGAAAGCGCUACGUACCCUUUUGUCUCUCUCUCGGACCUCAGACAGGGCAGACUUGCACGCGUCAUUGAAAUGUGCAAAACACUGCCCCCCGAACAGGACAUUGAUCGUUACUUCUCGAGCUUCAGGGACAUCUCUGGUGUAGUGUAUCCUGCUGUUGCCAAUAUCGAGAAGUUUGAGAGCGAGCUGUUUGAAUUUCAUCUAGCUCGUGCAGAAGCCCUUUCUCAUCCCGUUCCCUAUGGUAUUGAUGAGCAAUCUGCAUAUGGUAAAAAGCUCAACUGGAUCGGAUUGCUCUUUGCGACACUUGCGUCCGGCUGCCAAUGCACAGAUGUCUCUGUCAAAGAGCUCGAUUUGGCUUCGCGUGUCUUUGUUUGCUGCAGCUUCGAGUGCCUACGGAUGACGAAUUUCUUGUCCAACCCAUCGCUGGAGACAAUUCAAACUUUACUCGUCCUUGGCAACGUGAUCUCGAACACGAUGAACGCGGGUGUUGCAUGGUCGCUGCUGGGGAUGACCACGCGCUUGGCACAAGUCCUGGGUCUACACAGACCGUGUAGGGAGAGCAUUCCGCAGAAUCUCAAAGAUGACCGGUGCAAGAUUGCGUGGACCAUGAUGUGGCAGGAAAGUCUGCUUUCAAUCACAUUCGAUCGUGCGCCGGCAUCAGCAAGCAUUUUCUACACGGAAGGCAAAGGCCUUCCGUACGACUCGUACGCGGCCGAUGGCUCGUUCUCGUAUGCCGGGUGCAUGUAUCAGGUUACAAAAGUUGGGCUGGAACUGCUACAAGACCGAGGGAUCCCGCGCAGCACCAACGACAUGCUCCAUCGCAUGCAACACUACGAGCAGCUGCUUCGGCAGAUUAUGAGCAACGCGGCCGCACAUCUGAAGUCCUCGCAGCACUGUCAGUCCCUGCAAGAGCAACUUCAGCACUGGGCAUUGUAUCUACACACGUCGUACAUCAUGUCUGAAGUGUGCCGCGAAGCAAUCAAACCCAAGAUCGCGCAGACGGAGCUUGCUAUGACGAUGCGUCAGACUUGUCUCGAUAGCUUGACAAACACGGUGAGAGCAUUCCUGGGGCUGAACCGUCUGACCGCGUUUGCGUCACACAGCUGGUCUGCGCUCUCCCGCGGCCUUUCGUCUGCUCUUGUACUCGGAAUUCUCGGCCACGGCGAAAAGAACGAGGAGGUGCACGCGCUAUUGAAUCAACUGCUGAUGCUACUACACGAGGUCAUGGCGCGCAACAGCGACGGCGCAACGGAGCUGUCGACGCCGAUUAAACGAUGGAUUGCCACGCUAACAAGACUCACGGGAGGCAAGAGUGUUCGGCAGGGAAGCAGCGCGAGCACGAGCACCAGUCCAUUCGUAGAGUUGGACAGCGACGAGAGUCCGUACACGCAAGCGGAUAGCAUCAUUUGGGGUCCGAUGGUUUGACGGGGUUGGUUACCUGUAAAGCGUUUCUUACGUCUGAUUUCUUUUCUGUACUGUCUUUAUUAGGGUUCUUUGAGUACUUCGUAGCCGCAACCGGUCCUUUGCACACUCUGGCUUACGGGGGAAGACCUUGGUGUUCGUUCGCGCGCGCGUGUGUAUAUGUGCGUGACUUUUUUUUUUUUUC
Molecule: messenger RNA, 2572 nt
Organism: Verruconis gallopava
Lineage: Eukaryota; Fungi; Ascomycota; Dothideomycetes; Venturiales; Sympoventuriaceae
Exons: 1
Coding region: 91-2391 (766 amino acids)
Biological process (GO): regulation of DNA-templated transcription; DNA-templated transcription
Molecular function (GO): DNA binding; DNA-binding transcription factor activity, RNA polymerase II-specific; carboxy-lyase activity
Source: RefSeq, a predicted model, not a curated record